CACCUGCAACGUUAGACGAUUUUUGUAAAUGGCCGCACUGGUAGCGUGGUUGUUAGCAGUCAUUUAGGUUAUGUUUAAUUUGUCUGUUCACGUAUUUAUGUUGUACUGCCUUUUUAAAUUCAUAAACAACAGUGAAACUUCAGAAAUAGUGAAUACAAGACAUUGGAAAACGAUUCAACGAUACAGAAUAGUAUAAGAGUUUAUUUCUCAGUCAUCAAACAUGCCAACUUGGAAUCAAAUUCAAGCACAACUUCGUAAUCCGAAUAAUCCUGUUGUGUUUUUCGACGUGUCCGUCGGCACAACGGAAAUUGGCCGAAUGAUAUUUGAACUCUUUGAAGACGUCUGUCCAAAAACAUCUGAAAAUUUUCGACAAUUUUGCACUGGAGAGUACAGGAAGGAUGGUGUACCCUUAGGUUUUAAAGGAGCUAUUUUUCAUAGAGUGAUAAAGGACUUCAUGAUCCAAGGAGGAGACUUCGUCAAUGGAGAUGGUACUGGUGUACUCAGUAUAUACGGUGGUGGAACCUUUCCUGACGAAAAUUUCACUCUGAAACAUGACUCUCCUGGAUUGUUGUCGAUGGCCAAUAGUGGUAAAGACACCAACGGAUGUCAGUUUUUCAUUACAUGUGCAAAGUGUAACUUCUUGGAUGGAAAACAUGUUGUUUUUGGGAGAGUGAUUGAUGGACUUUUGGUUAUGAGAAAAGUAGAAAAUGUACCUACGGGACCAAACAAUAAACCUAAGAUUCCAGUGACGAUAUCUCAGUGUGGACAGAUGUGAUUCCACUUCUUUAAAAUGAUACGAUACUUUCAAUAAAUACUCUAUUUUUAUUUCGAAA
Cephus cinctus (wheat stem sawfly) is the source of this 833-nucleotide messenger RNA. Its product is annotated as peptidyl-prolyl cis-trans isomerase H. The transcript has a single exon. Gene Ontology annotation, biological process: protein folding; protein peptidyl-prolyl isomerization. Lineage: Eukaryota; Metazoa; Arthropoda; Insecta; Hymenoptera; Cephidae. Gene Ontology annotation, molecular function: peptidyl-prolyl cis-trans isomerase activity. Bases 221 to 775 code for a protein of 184 amino acids. The record is from RefSeq and is a predicted model, not a curated record. Gene Ontology annotation, cellular component: intracellular membrane-bounded organelle.